GAACUAAAAUUUAUGGUGAUAACGACAAACGAAACGAUUGAUUUGAUGACAUUCGGCCAGAAGAAGCAAUUUUGCAAUUCUACUGCGAAUCCAAUCAUUAAUGAACUCCUAGCCAUACUGAUAAACCAACCUCAAUACGAGCUGAUAAUUGACGCUAUACACAACCAGAUUCGGCGCCCCGCGUCUCCUCCUCCACCAUGCCUAUUCUUCCAUCGAUCCGCCCCUCCUUCUCCCGCUCUUUCACACGAACUUUCACCUCCACUACUCGCAUCUUCGCAAAGUCCACAAAACAAAGGCUGGCAGUCGAGCACGCAGAUGUUCCGCCAUAUCCUUACGGCCCUUCCCAAUUCUACAAACAAUCCAAUUUCGGUCUUUACGGCCUCCAGAAGAUUCGUUAUGGAAAUAUAGUUUCAGAGAAGAAUGAAAUCAAGACAAGACGGCAUUGGCGACCCAACGUGCAGAGAAAGCGUCUCUACAGUCCAAGUUUAGGAAGGCAAAUAAAAUUGAGAGUCACUACAAAAGUGCUGAGGACAAUCGACAAAGCGGGAGGACUGGAUGAAUAUCUACUUGGGGAGAAGACGCAGAGAAUAAAGGAACUAGGAAUGGGAGGUUGGAAAUUAAGAUGGAGGAUCAUGCAAACGGAUACUAUCAAGGAGAGAUUUAGGGCACAAAGGGAGAAGAUGGGAUUGCCGCCGAAGGAAGAUGUUCAUUUGGAUGAGAAUGGGUUUGGAAUCACGAAGGAAGAGAUUAUGGAGCAAGUUAGGAAAUACGAUGCGGCUAUGGCAAGGAAUGAGGAGGUUGUUAUAGAUGAAGAGGCGCAAAAAGCUACUGAAUCUGAGAUUGCGGAGGAAGAUUUCAUGGCGGAAGAGCAGUACAAGGAGAGAAAGCCAAUAUUAUAGACAUGAAGGCCAUGUAUGAUCAGGAUGUAUCAGUAUCUGUCAUGUAUAAGUAUAUACCCGAAGCAAAACUAAGAUGCACAGCACCAGAAAACGUCCGAAAUCUUCAUUGUUCAAAUUUUGAUGUUUUAUUCUCA
This is a messenger RNA of Botrytis cinerea B05.10, 1033 nucleotides long. It is a transcript of the gene Bcmrpl24, whose product is annotated as Bcmrpl24. The record is from RefSeq and is a predicted model, not a curated record. Bases 198 to 899 code for a protein of 233 amino acids. The transcript has a single exon. Gene Ontology annotation, cellular component: mitochondrial large ribosomal subunit. Lineage: Eukaryota; Fungi; Ascomycota; Leotiomycetes; Helotiales; Sclerotiniaceae. Gene Ontology annotation, molecular function: structural constituent of ribosome.